AAUUUCAUUCAAUAUCUGCCUGUAAUCGUAGUCCUUAUUUGAACUAAGUGCAAUGGCAACCAUGGAAAAACUGUCACCCAAAUAUGGAGAUAUGGUCACCAUUCUUAGCAUUGACGGAGGAGGAGUCCGGGGAAUAAUCCCUUCAACUAUCCUUGAAUUUCUAGAGACAGAGCUUCAGAAACUGGAUGGCCCAGACGUCAGAUUAGCAGAUUAUUUCGAUGUCAUUGCGGGGACAAGCACAGGAGGACUCGUUACUGCAAUGUUAACUGCUCCAAACAAGGAAAACAGACCACUGUUUGCCGCUAAGGACGUUAAACAGUUCUAUAAGGACGAGAGCUGUUCAAUUUUCCCAACCAGAGGGUUCAUUUGGGGAUGGUUGCUAAAAAUUUACGCUUUCCUGAGAGGCCCAAAAUAUACGGGGCGUUAUUUGCACAAUCGGGUUAAAGAAUUAGUGGGUGACAUUCGAUUGCAUGAUCUACUAACUAAUGUGGUGAUCCCAACAUACGACAGCCAUUUACAGCAGCCUGUAAUUUUCUCUACUUUUCAGGCCAGAGACGAUGUCUCAAAAGAUGCAUAUUUAUCAGAUGUAUGCAUUGGUACUUCCGCAGCCCCAACAUAUCUUCCUGCUCACUAUUUUGAGACAAAAGAUUCAUUUGGCAUCCCCAGACCAUUCCACCUCAUAGAUGGAGGAGUGGCUGCUAAUAAUCCAACUUUGGUUGCUAUGAACGAAGUGACAAAAGAAUCCCUCAACCACCCCGAAGAAUGGGUAACCCUAAGAAAAGCAAAGGACAAGAGAAAUAUUUUGGUGCUAUCUCUUGGAACUGGAUACAAAACGGCAACCUACAAAGCCAGUGAUGUUUCAAAAUGGGGACUCUUGGGAUGGCUUCGUCAGAAAGAUAUGGUACCAAUAGUGGACACUUUUAUGCAAUCAAGUUCCGAUAUGGUGGACAUUCAUUCUUCCUUACUCUUCCACACCUUUCAAUCGGAACAAAACUAUCUCAGAAUUCAGGAAAACGAAUUGAUGGGAGAUGCAGCCUCUGUUGAUAUCUCUACUAAGGAAAAUCUUGAGAACCUUGAAGAGAUAGGCAAAGAGCUUCUGAAAAAGUAUGUGUCCAGAGCCGAUUUUCAGACGGGAUUGUUUGAGGAAGCUUAUGAUGAGGGUACCAAUGGCGAUAGGUUGAUCAGGUUUGCUAAGGAACUCUCAAACGAAAGAAAGGUUCGAAUAAUCGCACGUUCAUCUGCGGAUACAGCUCAGAAUCCUGUCCCAGCUCCCUAAUCAUCUGUGUAAACUUCAAUGUAACCACGUGAUCAAUGACCCUUUCGAUACUUUUUUUAAUGUGUGCUCCAUUUCCCUGAUAGUCAGUUGUUUUGUUUUUCUCUCUCUG
Molecule: messenger RNA, 1385 nt
Organism: Cryptomeria japonica (Japanese cedar)
Lineage: Eukaryota; Viridiplantae; Streptophyta; Pinopsida; Cupressales; Cupressaceae
Product: patatin-like protein 2
Exons: 8
Coding region: 53-1276 (407 amino acids)
Biological process (GO): lipid metabolic process
Molecular function (GO): monoacylglycerol lipase activity; glycerophospholipase activity
Source: RefSeq, a predicted model, not a curated record